Cyprinodon variegatus (sheepshead minnow) is the source of this 666-nucleotide messenger RNA. It is a transcript of the gene morn5, whose product is annotated as MORN repeat containing 5. NCBI's taxonomy places the organism in Eukaryota, Metazoa, Chordata, Actinopteri, Cyprinodontiformes, Cyprinodontidae. The record is from RefSeq and is a predicted model, not a curated record. Bases 95 to 658 code for a protein of 187 amino acids. The transcript is spliced from 5 exons.
CUUAAUUUAAUGACAUCUUUUUCGAUAUAGACUGUUUCUUGUGCUUUUUCUCCUUUUGUAUUUUCUCCAGCAAAGCCUGAGCAAUUUCAGACUAAUGGAAGCUUUUGGAAGCCGUUACAAGAGGAGUACAAAAAAUGGAAGAAGGGAUGGCAAAGCUGUGUACACGUUCCCCACAGACACUAAGUAUGUGGGAGACAUGAAAGAUGGGUUGUUUCAUGGCAAAGGCGUGCUGUUCUUUCCUAAUGGAAGUAAAUAUGAAGCCACCUGGGAGAAAGGCAUAGCUAAACAGGGGUCAUUUAUCUUUGCUGAUGGUCUGGAGUACCAGGAUAAGAACUGGGACUACUGUGAUGGUUAUGACAGGCGUUUCUACAGCGAAAGAUGCAAUGGAUUCAGACCACCAGGAGAAACUCAGCUAACUAAUGUGCAUCCACCUCCAUCCAUUCCUGAUGGCUGCUAUGAUUGCGCUGAUGGAUUUUAUGACCCGGUUUCUAGAGUCGUCACUUCUUACACUGGCAGAUUCCUCAGGAAUGCAGUUGACUCUGAACAUGAGUGGAUUGUGCGCACAUGUCGGAAGGCUUGGGAUGAUUUUCCUGUUGGCAAUGAUUCCAAAAAACCUUCUGCAUCCAGAGAUGAGGAGGACAGCAAGAUCGUCUCAUAAGAAUGCAU